Molecule: messenger RNA, 2613 nt
Organism: Polyodon spathula (Mississippi paddlefish)
Lineage: Eukaryota; Metazoa; Chordata; Actinopteri; Acipenseriformes; Polyodontidae
Product: mRNA decay activator protein ZFP36L1-like
Exons: 2
Coding region: 995-2188 (397 amino acids)
Molecular function (GO): mRNA binding; metal ion binding
Source: RefSeq, a predicted model, not a curated record
CGUGGUAAUCUCUGAGCAGUGAAUGCGACCACGACCUGUCCAUACCGAGUCACAGUUGUAACUUACACCUGAUCUAUUUUUUUCUUUAAAAAUAAAACAAACAACCACAGGCCACAUUAACACCCGCUUUACUCUUAGUCUAUUUGUGAUAGCUGGGUUUUAGGGGACCACGGCAGUUUGCUUCUUUCCAAGCAGAGUAGGAGGCACGAUCUUUCACCACCUGAGGCACGGACAAUUCAGUAUGACUCCAUUCCCCUGACAUUGUUAAAACAAAUUAUAAAAAGCUCAGACAUGUAAAACAAUUAUUUAAUAGUUAUUUUGUCGUCGUCGACCCCCGCAAGAAAGAAAGAAAGAACAAUUGCGUAUACUGUAUUGUGAUGAAAGUAAUGUUAUAGGUAUAUUUUCACGAUGCAAAGAAGGGGGGGGGGGGGGGGGGUUAGUUGGCAUAAAUAUAACGCAAUUAAAGUUGGUAUUUCCUGCUUUGAAAUAUGCGAUGCAGUUUCACACGCUCAUAUAUUUACAGAAAACACACAUACAUUUAGGAAGUAUUUCAGAACUAACAUUUCAAUAUACACUUGAUACCGAGAUUGUAUUUCUUAAAUGUUUGGUGUUAACCGUUGGUCUAUAUGUGUACUUAGCGACUACUUUUCAGUUAGUUGCUGUUUGCUUACUCGUGUCUUGAGUACUAACUGUUUGCAGGACAAACACAAUGCAUUGGUGGUACACGUGGUACCAAAACGUGGCCCCUCUGUUCUGUAUGGGUAUUCUUAUUGGCUCCCGCUGCCUAUGCGGAGCCCCAACGAGAGAGUUCAGAAGGCGUGGCGAUGGAGCCGAGCGCAGACUUAAAUGCACGUGUGUGUGGCAGCGCUGCAAGAUUGCUGGACUGCAAGCCAGGAGCCAUAAGGUUACAUGCGAAAGAAAUUGCCUUGGUUGGAAAAAUAAAUACAUAAAUAAAUAAACAAACAAACAAACAAACAAUCGGGACUUGGCUAAAAUGCCCUCUUUUGUACAGACACCCUUUCAAGAGCUGGAUGAGAUUUUGUGCAAGAACUUUCUGAAUCUUGACCUGAAAAGCGUUCCAAAGUCGAUGGUGCCGGCAUCGAAACCGGGGGGGUUUACGAACAGCCAGUCUGUCUCCCCUCUUGCCCUAGAGGGCAGUGCAUUGAACACUGGCAGCGCUGGUGUAAUUGGUGAUGUGGGAUUGUGCCUCCAAUCCAGCAAGUGGUCCCGGCCAGCAGAACAGCCUACACCACCGGGCUUGAGCAAGAUGCCGUUCUGGGUGGACCGUUCCAUCAGCAUGAUCGAAAGAGACUCUGGGAGCCUGGGGUGGGCAGCUUCUGACGCUGGCCUUACCAAGCAGACCCCGGCCUCUGAUCCAGCUGAUGAAGCCGCCGCCACCACUCUCAGCUCAUCUCGCUACAAGACGGAAAUGUGCCGGACUUUUGAAGAGAGCGGCAACUGCAAGUACGGUGCCAAGUGCCAGUUCGCGCACGGUUCCAGCGAGCUCCGAGGCCUCAACCGACACCCUAAAUACAAGACCGAGUUUUGUCGCACGUUUCACACCGUCGGUUUCUGCCCUUACGGCAUCCGGUGUCACUUUGUCCACAACGCAGAAGAGGAGCUGCAGGCCCGGCCUCGACAGCAGCCGGCUCCCAGAAACAGAAGGCCUCCUCUGAUGAGACAAAGCAUCAGUUUUGCUGGUUUCCCUUCUGCGCCACACCCUAAGGAGAUCUCUUUCCCUUUCUCCAGAGGGGCUUCCACCUCCCCGCCACCUUCCACAGGCAUCCCAGAACUCCUUUCACCUGUCUUCCUGAACUCCGACUCUUUCCCCACCUUUAAUGAAGCGGACCUGGAGCCUGGGCUUCAUUUUCUGCUUUCUUCUGACUCCAGCCGCUCCUUCUCCGGGCACUCUUCCGCCACCCCUCCCUCUCCUGCCAAGGCAGCCACUACCUUCCCCUCUUCCUUUAGCGUAAACCAGUCACCCAUCCAGCCCCUUCCACCCAGCCUUGCUCUCCGAUCGAGGAGCCUGUCUUCCAGCUCUCUCUCUGACCACGAAGGAGGUUACAGCAGUUCUGGCAGCAGUCUCAGUGGGUCCGAGUCUCCUGUGUUCGAGGCUUUCGGGCGACGACUGCCCAUUUUCAGCCAGCUGUCAGUGCCCGAUGACGAUUGUGCCUCAUUUUUCUGUUAGGCUUCUGCCAUUCCUUCGCAUAUAGUGUGUGAACUCCAGAGACUACCAGUUGAAACAUGCCUUUUUAUUUUUUCCUAAAGUAUUUUAAGACCGAGACUGUAUACUCUUGUAAACAUACCUUUUUAUGUAUUUUGGGGAUACUUUGUAGCGAUACUCCAGUCUUCAUGUUAUUACUGUACAGUAGGGGAAAAGCAAUACAAAAGCCCUGUGUUUUUUAUUUUAUUAUUAUUUUUUAAUGGAGUUGUAAGGCAGAUAAAAGGGGAGAAAGUAACAGAUUUCCUUCAUUUGAGUGUUGCUGUUCUUGUGUUUUAUAAGCGAGGGCAGGUUGUUUUUCUCAAUGUGUAGCUUUGAGGCGUGUUGCCGAUUGCCUGAACAUGUGUUAUUUUGUUACAAGGUGUUUUAUUAAUAAUACUCCCUCCCAGUUA